AAUGUAUAUGCGGCUCUAAGGUGGCCUAAUAAGAAACAACUUAUUGCGACCUUCAAUUUUCUGCAUACGGCAGAGGCGGCUUUGGCGAUGCCAUAACCUCGCGCCAACGUUCUAGACACAACACGUUACACAGCUCUUAGAACAGGUUGUAGAUAUGAGUGGCCAUGGGCGUGGCCGGAGUCGCGGUGGGAGAGGAGGGGGAGGCGGCUUCAGCGGCGGGCGGACCAGCAGCGGCGGGCGGGGCCCCCGCUUGCCUUUCGCGCUGAUGACGGAGUUGGGCGGAAGCGACAGCGGCAAUGGCGGCUUUGGACGGGGUACAUCACGUGGGCGUGGCAGCAGCCCGUGGCGGGGGCGUGGCGAGGGCCGGGAUGGCGGGCGUGGAGCUAGAGGCGGCCGCGUCACGAAGGAUGGCGGCAGAGGUGCUUUCGCAAGGCCCGAUGGCGCUGGUUUCAAGCGCCCGCGGCCCGAGGAAAAGACGACCGGGGACCAGGGCAGCCGGCCAGCAAAACGGCCAGUGCUGCAAAACCAUGACGCAGCCAACAGGAGCCACGGGCUCCCACGGCCAGGCGCCGCCGCGCCAGGCCUUACGCGCACCCUGGCCGCCCUCCAACAGAGGAGGGGCGACAGCGCUGGGCCUAGCGCUGCAGGCACCAGCACCGGCGCCAAGACGGGCAUGAGCAGCAAGACGCGCUUCCACGAGCUGCUGGUGGACGGCUGGGAGAGCCGCAACGGCAAGGAGGCGUUCAUGGAGGAGCUGAGGCUGCAGGCCCAGCUGGCGAAGCGGCUGGGGCGCAGCAAGAAGGACUCCCUGGACGGCAUGGACCGGCUGCUGGGGCUGCUGUCCGCCGGCUCCACCGCCCUGCUGCCCGGAUUCAUAGCCAAGGACCGCGCGGCGGCGGAGGAGGCGGAGCAGCUGCUGGCGCGGACCAAUCCCAAGGCGCACCCUGGCAAGAAGGGCAAGAAGGGCGCGGCGGCAGCGGAAGACCAGGAGGCGGCGGCAGGUGGGUUGCGCGUGGCGGUGCCGGCCAGUGCGGCCGCUGCAGCGCGCAAGGCGGCUGAGCUGCUGGAGGCCGAGAGCGAUGAGGAGCUGGAGUUCCUGGGCAUUGACCCGGGGCAGGGACGAGAUGACGGCGACAGCGAGGAUGAGGAGGCGGAGCGGCAGGACUUUGUGCGGCGGGCACGGGCGCUGGGCUCCGACUCAGAGUCAGAGUCGGAUGACAUGGAUGACGGCGGCGAUGACGACGACGAAGGGGAGGAAGACGUGUCUGACAUCUACAGCGACGCCGACGGCGAGGGCGAGGGCGAGGGCGAGGAGGAGGGCACGUCGGAUGUGGAGGAGUCUGAUGAGGGGGAAGAGGAGGGGGACGGGCUUUAUGGCCUGUUGGGCGGCGACUCGGAUGAUGAUGUCAUGAUGGAGGGCAGCGACGAGGACGACGAGGACGGGGGGAGCCAGGGGGAUGGGGGCAGUGUGGAGGACGUUAACGCUGCCCAUAUGGCAGCGGGUGACGCCUCGGAGGAUGUGGAGGAUGAGGAGGAUGAGGAGGAUGAGGACGAGGCUGAGGAGCAGGAGGAGGAGGAGGAGGAGGAAAUGAGCGAGGAUGCGCUGCCAGAGGCGGACGGGAAAGAGGUUAGCACGGCAGCGGCUGCGGCGUCUGGUAAAUAUGUGCCGCCGGCGUUGAGGGCCAAGAUGGCGGCUGCCGCGGCGGCGGCGGCAGGCGGCGGUGGCGCAGUGGACACGGCCCGGGCUCAACUUGAGAGGCGCAUCACGGGUUUGGUCAACAGGCUGGCCGAGGCCAACCUGCAGCCCAUAUCGCGCGAGGUGGCGGAGUUGUACGGCAGCCAGGGCCGGCGGCUGGUGGCGGAGGCGGUGGCGGCGCAGAUACUGGGGGCGGCCGAGUCGGGGCCGCGCGCUUCGGAGCAGUUCGCGGCUGUUGCGGCGGCCUUUGUGGCUGCUGUGGCGGCGCAGGCGGGCGCUGAGGACCUGGCGGCGGGCUUCAUGGCGGCGUUGGCGGAGCGGCUGGAGGCGGCGAGGCAGGGCGGCGACAGCCUGGCCCAGGCCAACCUGGUGACGCUGCUGGCCUACUGCUACAGCGCCGGCCUGGUGGGCGCGGGGCUGUGCUACAGCCUGCUGGGGGCGCUGCGCGAGCGCUUCAACGAGGCGGACGUGUCGGCCAUGGUCACGCUGCUCAACGCGGUGGGGCUGCAACUGCGCAACGCCGACCCCGCGCUCAUGAAGGAGUUUGUGCUGGGUGUGCACGAGCGGGCGGCGGCGCUUGGCAAAGAUGGUCAGCUCAGCCGGCGCGCGCAGCUGAUGUUGGACCUCAUCAUCGACAUCAAGAACAACAAGACCUCGGCAGCGGGCGGCGCGGCGGCGGCCACCGUGUCCCUGGGCGGCACGGCGGUGAAGGGCGGCAAGGGCGCCGCCGGCUCGGCAUCCGGAGCAGCAGGCGGCGGGCGGCGUGGCGGUGCGCUGGCGGUGCUUCAGCCGUCUGUGGCCAAGUGGCUGGCUGGUCUGGGUGUGGAUGAGGUGUGCCUGCGCGGCCUCACCUGGACCAAGCUGCUGGGGCCCAACAAGAAGGGCAUGUGGUGGCAGCCCCAGGCUGGCGAGGCGCUGGACGACCCGCUGCUGCUCGCCGCACACGGCGGAGGGGGGGGCGCAGGCGGCGCCGCGGGGGCAGUGGGGGCCGCGGGGGCUGCGGUGGGCGCCGCCGCCGCCGCGGCCGCCGCCUCCAACGCGCGGCUGCUGGCACUGGCGGCAGAGCAGCGCAUGAACACGGACGCGCGGAGGGCCAUCUUCGUGGCGAUCAUGGGAUCAGAGGACUGCGCGGAGGCGCACGAGAAGCUGCUGCGGCUUCCGCUUAAGGGCGACCAGCGGCGCGAGGUGGUGCGGGUGCUGGUGGAGUGCUGCCUGGCGGAGAAGAGCUGGAACCCCUACUACCCACUACUGGCGCUGAGGCUGUGCGGGGGAGGCGGCGGAGGCGAGGGUGGUGGCGGUGGUGGCACGGACUCGCUGGCCCGCGCGCACCGCGUGACGACGCAGUACUGCCUGUGGGACCGGUUCAAGGAGACCGAGGCCAUGGACGUGCGGCGGCUGACGCACCUGGCGCGCAUGGCGGCGCUGCUGGUGGCGCGGUUCGCACUCAGCCUGUCGCUGCUCAAGGUGGUGGACUGGGGCCGCCUGAGCGCCAAGCAGACGCUGCUGUGGCGCGCCUUCCUGCAGCACCUGCUCACCAGCGCCAGGAGCGCGGGCGACGUGAAAGAGAUCUUUAAGCGCGUGGCCUCGCAGCCCAAGACCCUGUCUCCGCUCAUCAGCGGCCUGCUGCUGUUUCUGCGCUCCUCCUUUGCGCCCUGGGCCGCCACCCGCCUGCCGCCCGGCCCUGAGUCGGACGAGCUGCUGCGGCGCACGCGGCUGGCAGAGAGGGAGCUGGCGGCGGGCGAGACCGCGGCGGCGGCGGCGCUGGUGGGCGGCGGGUUGUAGCACCGGGCAGGAUGCAGGAGCGGGGUGGUGGUGGCAUGCACCGGGAGCAUUGUUGUGCUGGCUGUGGAUUGGACAAGGGCAGGGGUACGUCAUCCCCUCCAUCGACAAUACGGAUUUAUGUACAGUGGAGAGCCAGGGGAUAGGAGGGCAGGUAGCUGGAAAAGGGGCAGAUGCGGAAAAGAGUUGAAUGGAAGUAAUGCAGCUCGAUCAUGACACCAGGGAAGGGCCAAAUUUGGUUGGCUGCCGCCGACUUCCUCAAAUUCAUUUAACUUCCCCUGGGUCGUAUCUUGUUUUCGGGUCUAGCUCCAGAUAAAAACGGCCGGGUAGCCGCUGUCUUUUGUCUGGGCACAUGGCGGUUUGGGGGCUUCUCCGACGGAGUUCGG
This is a messenger RNA of Chlamydomonas reinhardtii, 3861 nucleotides long. RefSeq lists its product as uncharacterized. The record is from RefSeq and is a predicted model, not a curated record. Gene Ontology annotation, biological process: ribosomal small subunit biogenesis. The transcript has 14 exons. Gene Ontology annotation, cellular component: nucleolus. Gene Ontology annotation, molecular function: RNA binding; protein binding. Lineage: Eukaryota; Viridiplantae; Chlorophyta; Chlorophyceae; Chlamydomonadales; Chlamydomonadaceae. Bases 155 to 3478 code for a protein of 1107 amino acids.